This is a messenger RNA of Mya arenaria, 1080 nucleotides long. Its product is annotated as proteasome subunit alpha type-2. Gene Ontology annotation, cellular component: proteasome core complex, alpha-subunit complex; proteasome core complex. Bases 60 to 767 code for a protein of 235 amino acids. The transcript is spliced from 7 exons. Gene Ontology annotation, biological process: ubiquitin-dependent protein catabolic process. Lineage: Eukaryota; Metazoa; Mollusca; Bivalvia; Myida; Myidae. The record is from RefSeq and is a predicted model, not a curated record.
CUCAGUUGUACAUUAGGGUUUAGUAUUCUAAAAUCACGUGACACCGGCAAACAAUCAACAUGUCGGAAAGAUACAGUUUUUCGCUGACAACAUUCAGCCCCUCUGGGAAGCUGGUACAGAUUGAAUAUGCGCUGGCAGCAGUGGCAGCAGGAGCUCCAUCUGUUGGGAUAAAAGCGACAAAUGGUGUUGUGUUAGCUACAGAAAAGAAACAGAAAUCCAUCCUGUAUGAUGACAGCAGUAUACACAAGAUUGAGCCCAUUACUAAGAACAUUGGCAUGGUCUACAGUGGUAUGGGACCAGACUACAGGGUGUUGUUGAAGGAUGCCCGUAAGCAGGCCCAGCAGUACUUUCUGCAGUAUCAGGAACAAAUUCCCACCUCACAGCUUGUACAGCGGGUAGCAAACACCAUGCAGGAGUUCACACAAUCAGGUGGUGUACGUCCAUUUGGAGUGUCAUUACUGAUGGCUGGCUGGGAUGAAGAUGAAGAGCGGCCGUACCUUUACCAGUGUGAUCCCUCUGGAGCAUAUUUUGCAUGGAAAGCCACAGCAAUGGGGAAAAACUUUGUCAACGGAAAAACAUUCUUAGAAAAAAGGUACAGUGACAGCCUUGAGCUCGAAGACGCCGUCCACACCGCCAUCCUCACCUUGAAAGAGAGUUUUGAAGGUCAGAUGACCGAGGACAACAUUGAGAUCGGCAUCUGCGACCACAAUGGCUUCCGACGACUCUCGCCCGCUGAAAUUAAAGACUAUCUUGCUUCUGUGCAAUGAUCAUGUCUAGUGAACAUUUGGUUAUUAUUCGUUCAUAUUGAUAAUUUGUUCAUGGAUUCAGUUUUUGGUAGCACUAUGUACACAUGCAGUGCUCCAGGAUCAAAUUCAGUGAUUUUCUUUCAUGAAUCUCCGUCAGAGGUAAAAUAUCUAGUUUAAAGAAAAAGUGCUCUUGUUAAUAUGGUAAACAUAAUUCUGCAGCAAAAAGGUUUGAUCUUUUCAACAGGUAUGGCAAAGAAAGUGCUACAUCCAAAAUGCAUCUUUAAAUGUUCAUUUUUUUGUGUUUCAUGACAACAUUAAAUACAUGAAAACUUGA